This is a messenger RNA of Pieris rapae (cabbage white), 613 nucleotides long. It is a transcript of the gene SmD1, whose product is annotated as probable small nuclear ribonucleoprotein Sm D1. Gene Ontology annotation, molecular function: RNA binding. The record is from RefSeq and is a predicted model, not a curated record. Lineage: Eukaryota; Metazoa; Arthropoda; Insecta; Lepidoptera; Pieridae. The coding region runs from base 138 to 515 and encodes 125 amino acids. Gene Ontology annotation, biological process: spliceosomal snRNP assembly; RNA processing. Gene Ontology annotation, cellular component: catalytic step 2 spliceosome; U4 snRNP; pICln-Sm protein complex. The transcript has a single exon.
UAUUUUUUAUUGUUAGUGUUUGUCGUUUGAUAGUGUCGCUGUCAUUUAAAGAAUCAUAAAUUUUAGCUUGAGGUUAUAAUCGGCGUAUCAACUCUUUCAUUGUUUUUAUUAAUACUAGAUAAUAAAACUAAAGAAAUAUGAAGCUAGUGCGUUUUUUAAUGAAAUUGAGUCACGAGACGGUUACAAUUGAACUCAAAAAUGGAAGCGUAGUUCAUGGAACGAUCACCGGCGUCGAUGUUGCAAUGAACACACAUUUGAAAGCUGUAAAAGUAACGCUGAAGAACAAAGAGGAGCUUCAAUUGGAGACAUUGAGUAUACGUGGGAACAACAUUCGGUAUUACUUACUUCCUGACAGUUUACCUUUGGAAACUCUACUAAUUGAUGACACACCUAAGGGCAGAGGGAAACGCGAAGGUUUCCAGCGAGGUGGUACUAGAGGCGGUCGUGGAAGAGGAAGAGGUGGUCGUGGCGGUCCCAGAGGAGGUCGCGGGGGCCGCGGCCGUGGACGUCGAUAGUCUCUAACCUAGGUCUAAGCUAUUUUAAAACCUAAAGUAAGAUUGGAUAAGUGAUUGUGAUGUAAGUUGAUGUGAAUUAUACAAUUUCCAACUUUCCA